Molecule: messenger RNA, 615 nt
Organism: Funneliformis caledonium
Lineage: Eukaryota; Fungi; Glomeromycota; Glomeromycetes; Glomerales; Glomeraceae
Source: the annotation of a GenBank genome assembly
AUGAAUACCUCAAAGACUUUUGCUUCUAUCCUUGUUCUUUUCUUCGCUUUCAUCUCUUCAGCGAAUGCUCAUUUUAGGUUCUUUACCCCUCCAAAUAGAGGGUCUGGAGGUGACUUGUAUGCCCAAUUUCCUUGUGGAGGUUUUAAUGAGAUAAACCUUACUUCCAUAACCGAAUUUCCUAUAAAUGGUGUGGUUACUGGCAGGUUUGGAGAUCCUGCUACUGGUACAAUUAUUUACAGCUACGCACCCACUUCUAGUGGUACUUUCGUGCCUGUUUCAGAAAACAUCACGAUCGAAUAUACCGAUGCUUUCGCUUAUCCGCAGUAUCUUAAUACAACACUUGAUCUCACCAAGGCUAGUGCCAAAGUUGGUGAUCAAGGUGUGCUUCAAGCGUUUUUACAGUCAGCCACCCUGACUCAAUAUCAAUGCGCAGAUAUCAAGAUUUCGGACAAACCUCAAUAUUUGAAAUUUGUUUCGGAUGGUCCAAAAGGAGAAAAUGACGUGAUUCGUGCAAUAACGUGUUUGACGACAUCAAAACAAAAACGGUUGAGAAAUCAAAUUCAAAGUGUUGAGAUAAAAUCCAUCCUCUCGUGUAUGACAUAUUUAAUCUUUUAA